Messenger RNA from Hyaloscypha bicolor E, 834 nucleotides. RefSeq lists its product as uncharacterized. Bases 1 to 618 code for a protein of 205 amino acids. The record is from RefSeq and is a predicted model, not a curated record. Lineage: Eukaryota; Fungi; Ascomycota; Leotiomycetes; Helotiales; Hyaloscyphaceae. The transcript has a single exon.
AUGCCAGCCUUCACGAAGCCUCCCAAAUCCCAUUUAAUGACCUAUAGAAUCGGUCGAGGAGAGCAAGGCGUCCUAACAUAUGAGCCUUACAAAUCCUAUCUCCUUCCCCACUGGCGCUUUCGCACCGUGCCCAUUGCUCAAGCUUCGUCCGAGACGCUCUGGAAUAAGUUCCUUGAAUUCUACGAACAGAAUGAUUUCGUUGGUAUGGACAUGGCCAGAAAGUUCAUCCAGAUGGGGAUGACCAGAUCAAAACGGUAUGCGAAUUACAAAGGAGGGAGGAAGUAUGUUGAUGGGAGGGGGAAGGGGAAUAUGAUAGAGAAGAGUAAGGGUCAUGAUGGGGAAAAAGAGAAGGAAAAGGCGAGUGGGAUUUUCAAGGAAGUGUGGGAAAGAUGCAGACACCAUCAAGGGUAUCAGGAGAUGAAGAAAGAGUUUCUGAGAGUGCAGAAAGAAUGGUUGAAGACGGAGGGGCGAGUCAAGCCAGAAGAUCAGGAAGUGGAGAGGAUGCCGAAGAAACGAAAUAAUAGUCGGAUCAAGGUUGAAGACGCAAACGAGACGGGGGUGGCGCUCCAAGGAAGAGACUCAAGGUCGAACCUGACUGAAAGAGCUUCAUUAUCCUAGUAUAAUGAACGCCAUGCCACGCCAUCUAGAAAAGCCAUAAUCCUAUCCCCUUCAAUCCUUCGACUCGGGGUUUUCGUCCGAUAUGGAAUGGAUCUGGAAAUGUCAGAUUGGACUCCUUCACGGCCUGGAAAACAUACCUGCUCAGAGAGAGCAAUCCACUCCUCAAUGCCCCUCACAUAUGGAUCCGUAACAUCAUCCGGUAGCGCCUCAUGUCCC